GUGUUAUCUUAUAAGUUAUAUUUAUUUAUUAAUUAUCUAUAUUUUAAACCUAGAAAAUAUAUCAGAAGUUUUUUUUCUCGGAUUUCAUUGUCUUGCUAUCCGCCGCCAUGUUUUUCUGUCGUCGGCUCGUCCUCACUGGCCGUGGCUUCAACAAUUCCGUUCGUAGCUUCUCAUCCGUCGUCAAGAAAGAUCCUUCCUUGUCCAAGUUGGAUUGCCGACCAUUGGCUUUACAAGCGAGAGUUGAUUUCCUGAUCCGCUUGGGAGACCUGGACACGGCGGCUAAGCACGCGCGCCUCUCGGUCCAAUGUACUGAUAACAUAAUAUGCAUCAACCAGACGUGCCAAGCAAUCAUCGGCGCCAUGUGCGAAGCCAAGAGGUACAAAGAUGCCUUGGACUUGUUCCAUUAUUUCUACCGUGAGACCAAUAUUACACCUUAUUUUGGUUACUUGAAUCAUAUCAUCAAACUCCACUUGGACCAAGGACGUUUGGACGACGCUCUUAACGUCUAUGACUCCUCACUGGCCAAUGACGUUACGGAAGCCCUCAUCUCAAAAGGUUUGGUCGACGCUGGGAGGCUAGACGAAGCCAUGGAUCGGUUAAAGCCAAUAGGGUUUUCCGAUUUGUCCUCGAAUAUGUGCAAGUUUUCCUAUUUGUCCUCGGAUGUGUGCAAGCCCCUGUUGGAGGGGUUAUUGCGUCAAGGGGAUGUUGAAAAGGUCAAUGAGGUAUUGGGCGAUGUAUUGGGGAGCUCUCAUGUGUAUGAUGAUAGAUAUGACCGUGUUGCGAUUUUUAGUUACACAUACAUGAAGUAUUGGUUCGAGCAAGGUAAGGAGGAGAAAGCUAUGGAUUGUUACAGUCUUUUGCAGUUGGGAAAACUUAGGGAAGCCACUGCUGUCAACGCACUUUUGGUCCUUUUUCUCAAGUAUGGCAAGAAAACUGAAGCUUGGUCCUUAUUCAACGAGGUUUCGCAUAGCGAGGAAAUGAACAAUUUUGAUGAAAAUACCCUAAAUAUUAUGGUGAAUGAGUGUUUCAAGAUAGGUCGGUUUGACUGGGCAAUCCAAAUUUUCUACAAGGUGAAAGCAUCAAAGCUGAAGAAGCCAGAUGUUACAUGUUACAGAAACAUCAUCACAAGGCUUAACAAACAAGGCAUAUUGUUUGAGGCAGAGCACUUGUUUGAAGAAAUGUGUUCAGACAGAUUGGUGCCUCCUGAUGUUUCUACAUACACAUCAAUGAUUGAUGCAUAUCUAAAAGCCGGGAAAACCGAGGAUGCUCUUCGAAUCUCAAACAAGAUGGUUGAUGCAUUUAUAGGCCAGGUUGCUUGGCUCGCUUGCCUCUAAGACUACAUUGUUUAGUCUUGAAAAUUAUUUUCGUGUUGUUUCCUCUAAUUUCUAUGGCCCAUCUUUUUAACAUAAUAAUAUAACUUUUACCGA
Arabidopsis arenosa is the source of this 1427-nucleotide messenger RNA. The record is from the annotation of a GenBank genome assembly. Lineage: Eukaryota; Viridiplantae; Streptophyta; Magnoliopsida; Brassicales; Brassicaceae.